Messenger RNA from Closterium sp. Yama58-4, 1863 nucleotides. The record is from the annotation of a GenBank genome assembly. Lineage: Eukaryota; Viridiplantae; Streptophyta; Zygnematophyceae; Desmidiales; Closteriaceae.
AUGGAAGCGUUCUUCGCUCGCGCGCGAUCGGUCGCCGAAGAGGCGGCGAAGAAGACUCAAGAAAUCACUGUCAAGCUGUCGCAGGAUAUUGUCAAAGAGACUACAAAAGUAUCCUCCCAGCUCGCGACAGAAACUGCCAAGUACAGUGAGCAGCUGUCGAAGAAUGCCACCAUCCAGGAUAUUGCCUCUCGCUCCAAGUCGUUCGCACAAGAGGCUGGCAAGAAGGCACAAGAGCUCGCGAAAGAAGCUGCGGAAAAGCUCCCCGCGUUAGCGCAGCAGACGGCGCAGAGCGCUGGGGAAGGGAUUCAAAGUCUGGUAAAGGAGUUGAAAGUAGGGGGUUCAGGACACCAGGCAUUGCCACUUGACAAAGAGCUGGAAGACUAUGGAGUGACUGAAGAUCUGCGCGAAUUCGUUCGUGGAAUGACCCUUGACACUUUCAAGGAAUUUCCUGUCGAUGACGAGAUCAAGCAGCUGAAGGAAGCUGCAACUGCUGAAGAGGGUGUGGGAGCGGUGGCAACUACCGCGGCAGAGAAUGCUUUAAAGACCGACGAGGUGGAGGUUGGUCCCGACAACGUCAGACAUGAUCUCAACGCAUUUCAGACUCGCCAUGCCAUGCUGGUCUUGGAAAGCGUGAAGGAGAUUUCCACGUUUCGGUAUCAAUUAUGCCCUCGGGUUAUGCCAGAGCAUCGGUUCUGGAAGAUCUACUUUAUGCUGGUGCACACACACGUUAUGCCGUAUGAGGUGCGAUGGUCCGAAAGACAACAAGAGCUGGCAGCAGGGAUGGCAGCUUUGAAGGAACGGGCUGCACAAGCAGCGGCCAUUGCAACCACCCCUCCAGCUGCCAAGACUCUCGCUUCUGAUUCCAAUACAAGUGUUGGCAAGUCCACUGGUUCCUCAGCAACUGUUGCUGCAGCAGGAGUAGCUGCUGCGGCGGCAGUAGCAGUGGCGGCAACAUCUGAAGAUGGUGACGACAAAAAGACAGAAGGGGACGAUAUUGAUGCUCUUCUCAUGGAUGCACUUGGAGGGGAUGAUGCAGCGAGUCAGGUUCACUUGACGCAUCACCUGCCAGCAUCAGUACCAGUCGCCGUCAACAGAUGCCGUUUCAAACACCAAGUCUCCGCUCCCAGACUCUUCUCGCUUCCCGCGUUAUCCAGCGAGGCUUGGUGUGAAAAUGGGUUGGGGAGGAGCAGAGUAGCUCGGCGGCCCGUUCCGGUCAUUCGGGCGGAGGCAGGAGCGGUGCAGAGUCCGCCUGAAAAGGACAAGAAGGACCCCACAUUCGAAAAGGUGUCUCAUCGCGAGCACCUCACUGUGGGCGAUUGCAUGACCAAGGGCGACGUGAAGGUCGUCAAAGUCACCACCACCGUGGAUGAGGCGCUGGAGAAACUAGUGACGUAUCGCAUCUCGGGCAUGCCUGUGGUCGACGACGACAACCGCGUCGUGGGCGUGGUAUCGGACUACGACCUACUCGCCCUCGACUCCAUCUCAGGCAAGCGCAAGGAGCGCGACGGCAUAUUCCCACAGGCCGGCAGCACGUGGAAGGCGUUCAAGGAGAUCCAGCUGCUGCUGGCGAAGAACGCGGGGGCCACCGUGGGGGACGUGAUGACCCCCAACCCGCUCUGCGCGCGCGCCAUGACCAACAUCGAAGACGCCGCGCGAGUGUUGAUAGAGUCCAAGUUCCAUCGCCUGCCAAUCGUGGAUGAGAACGGCAUUCUGCACCUGCUGUUCUUCCCGCCUAUGAUCCUUGUGAUCUUUCCUCCCCUUCCAAAUUCAACCCCUCUCUCAUCCCGCAAUCCUCUCCCCCCUUCCCCCACUCCCCUCCUCCCCCCACGACCGCCCACCUCCUCUGCUCGUGCCUUUUUCUAG